Eutrema salsugineum is the source of this 549-nucleotide messenger RNA. RefSeq lists its product as uncharacterized. NCBI's taxonomy places the organism in Eukaryota, Viridiplantae, Streptophyta, Magnoliopsida, Brassicales, Brassicaceae. The transcript has a single exon. The record is from RefSeq and is a predicted model, not a curated record. The coding region runs from base 1 to 549 and encodes 182 amino acids.
AUGAGUAAUCACGAGAAAACAAAAAUAGCUACCGAGGAAGAGAUCAAUGGAAGUUCUGACAACAGUGGCUAUCUUUCGAACGUUGAAGAAGGAAAAAUUGGUGAACUCGUUUGCGCACUUCCCGCACUGAAUGUUAGUGAACGUCUUAAUAUGGAGGAAGCAGGCCUCCACAAUGCCGUCGUUGCGGCUGAGUUGGUUAUUGCUGCCUCCGAAGAAGCCGUUGUUUCAAAGGGAAAGAUGGAGCAAACAGUUGAUGCGAUUGGCGAAAAUACCAAAAACACAAAGCUAGAUCGUCGGCCCAGGAUGGAUGAAUUGGAUGACGCGGCUGGAGCCUCUGGUUCUACAGCCAUCGGUUCGGCAAGAGAAGAAGGGCCGGUGAAGAAAGCAAAGAAGAAUUGGGGAUUGGUGAUUGAUUUGAAUGUUGAUCCAAUGGAAAAAGAAGAGGAAGCUGGAUCGAGAUCUAUUCUAAAGUUUGAUCUCAACAUGUCACCACCGGAAGAUGAAGAUGAAGAAGGAUUAAAUGCUAUGAAUGUGAACAGAAGACUAUAA